Messenger RNA from Periconia digitata, 801 nucleotides. The record is from the annotation of a GenBank genome assembly. Lineage: Eukaryota; Fungi; Ascomycota; Dothideomycetes; Pleosporales; Periconiaceae.
CUUGCUGUCGUCGCUCUCGUCCGUCAUGGCCCUAGCCCUAGCCUUCCCUCCAGUACAGCGCGCCUCCACCACUUUCGCUCCCUCUCUCGGCAAGACUACUGCACUGCACAGUCCCAGAGUCCCAGACUAACAAUGGCCCGAAACCCGUUCUAUGUUUUCAGUAGCAGCUACUGUACAGAAGAGAAGAAAAAAAAAAGAAGCUUGAGAUGCUUGGCUGCCGCCGCUGUUCCUCGAUGUAGCUCUAGCGUAUACGUUGAGUGCGUGGGUGGAACAACCGGAUACGCGCGCCACCACCACCACCACCACCACAUGCCCACGUUGGGGCGGGCGUUCUGUCAACCAAACUGUCAGUUUGUGCGUGUUCUAGAUAAAACCAAUCGACUUUUGAUUUAUGCAGUCCCCCAGUAGAGUCCCCUCGCGGUAUGCAUGCGUUUAAUGAAUUGAACAUUCGCAUUCUUGUUCUUUUUGCUUCCGUUGCCUUUUGUUGUUGGUGUUCCGAGCCAAUCGAUGAGCAUGCCGCUGCCCGCCCCCGCCAAAAUGCCCGACGCUCAUUGAGUGGGGACACGCGAAUCAUGUACAUAUGUAUGUAUGUAUGUACAUACUUACAUAUGUCGCCCAUGCCGGUUGGGCUGCAUCUUGCAUCUUGCAUGCCAGCUGCAACUAUACAUACAAAAGUGUGAACGAUUGCCAUGGACGGCAUGGAACGCUACGAGAUUGGCCCCUUGGCCCCAUCUAGAUACGCACGCUGUUCCUGUCCUGCAUGACAGGCAACUCAAACAAUGGCACCUCCUGCUCCCCGUG